GAGACAGAGGCCCCGGGUCUAAAACGGGGGGCGGGGCCCCCGGGAGGCCAGUGCGCGGCUGCCUAGCUCGACUAGUGCUUCGCUCCGCCCCCUGGGAGAGCCGAGCCACCAUGGAGGAGUACCAACGCCACAGCGACGAGGUUGGCUUUAAUGCUGAAGAAGCCCACAAUAUCGUCAAAGAGUGUGUUGAUGGGGUCUUAGGCGGUGAAGACUACAAUCAGAACAAUAUCAACCAAUGGACCGCAAGUAUCGUGGAGCAAUGCCUAGCGCAUUUGGUUAAGUUGGGAAAAGCAUAUAAGUACAUUGUGACUUGUGCGGUGGUGCAGAAGAGUGCAUAUGGCUUUCACACAGCCAGCUCCUGUUUCUGGGAUACUACGUCUGAUGGAACCUGCACUGUAAGAUGGGAGAACCGAACCAUGAACUGCAUCGUUAAUGUUUUUGCAAUUGCAAUUGUCCUGUAAUCAACUAAACAGGUUGGGCUAAUGCCAUUAACUUAAGCGUUUUGAGUGUAUCCUUUCUAAAAGAGUAAUGGUUACUUAUUCAUGUGCUAGGUGACAAGUGUGCAAUAUGCUUCAAAGCUAUCAAUAAAACACUGAGUAUUAUAAGCAAAACUCUAAUAAAUGGUAUGUUGGCAGAUUAUAUCAUAUUCUAUACAGCAUCCUUUAAGUAGGUAAAUUAAAUGUUAGCCAAAAAUAAAUGCAGAAAUAUGUUCUGACAUAAAAAUACAAGUCAUUCACUUACAUUAUCAUGUUCCUGAGAUGGGGAUAUCUAUUCAGAUAGUAAAAUUAUCUUUAAACUAGAAAACUUAACAGAGAUAAAUAUGUGAACAAAAAAGCUACAAGGAGAAAUGCAGAGAAAAUUAUAUGAGUUAGAUAAUUACGUUUUGGUUUAUUUUAAUUUCUUCCCUUCGUUGAAUUAUAUAUAUGCAAUUAUAUGUGUGUGUAUAUAUAUAUAUAUAUAUUUAAUGGAAAGUAAUUUUGCUUUUCCCCUUCAAUCAACUAGUGCUAUAAUAGCACUUAUGAUUAACUUGUUGAGUUUUUCUGAGAACUGGCGAAUCCAUUUUUUAAAAUUUCAAUCUGUUCAUUUAUACUUGAGGUGGAAUUAAAUCCGAUAACCCAGAUUUUCUAAUUAAGCAAAAUUAGUUACAGUAUGCUAUGAGCAGUAUAUGACUCAGACAGCUGCCUUACAAUCCACUUAUUCCAUGAGGAACAGACAUUUAUUGAAUGUGUGCUAUGAACAUAUUUCUCUGCUAGGCAUUACAGCUCUCAGUAUGCUGUUCAUGUGCUCAGUUCCUUCUAGCAGGAGUUCAGUUGGAAAACUAGUAUUUGUGUUUGAAGAAGGGAAAAAGAAAAGGAUUCGAUCUACAAGAAAGGAAAAGAGCCUGGUUCACCAUGUAGAACUAUAUAAAUUGAAAAGCACUUAUUGGUGACAGAAUUCUAGAUGCAAUUUUAAGAGUUGCUUCUAACAUUAAAAAUACAUGAAAUAUGCAACUCUUAGAUAAAGGCCUUACUGGUAGUCUUAGCUGUACAAGUAGUAUAUUUUAUUAUUGCUUUAGUUAUAAGCAUCUGUAAGUAAUUUAAAAUACUUCUUAUGUGGGGCUGAACUAAGUGUAGUAAAGUAUAAAUUAAAAGUGAACAAUCAUUAGCAGGUUAUCUAAUAUCUCAGGGCUUAUGAAAUAUAGUUAAAUUUAUUAAGAAAAUCAAAGAUAAAAAUUAGGGUACAAAGCUGGCCACCAAAUGUGAAGUCAAUCUUCUACUUAACAUUGAAAACAAAAUUAAUUUUGCAGAUUACCACUGACACUAAUCCAUGUAAGGACUGGAAUCAUGAUUCAUUUAAUGUUUAGAGAAAAAGAAAAGCUUUGGAUUAAUAUUAACAAUAUUGAGGUGGGAUUCUUAUAUGGGUAUUAUGUACAGAACUGAUAUUUUGCUGAGUAACUGUACUUGUUCAGUGUUUAGGAGGAAGAUGACAGGAAUGCAAAGAUAGAGUUUAAGGCAGUGAUCUGUAUUUUUUGGCACAUCAGAAAUGCUUUGUCAUAAACCUUGGUGUUACUUUAUAUUGCUGGCUCUUCUGCCCCUGGGUAUUAUAAUAUUGACCAAACUAUCUGUUCAAGUAAGGAUUAUAUUUGAUUAUCGUUGUUGAGGCCUCAUUUAAAAAUAAUCAAAUCAUACCUCGUAAGCUUGCUACCUGCUCUGUUUCUAGUUCAAAUAUAAUAAAGAUUACCUUUCUGUGCUGAA
Nannospalax galili (Upper Galilee mountains blind mole rat) is the source of this 2234-nucleotide messenger RNA. RefSeq names its product dynein light chain Tctex-type 3 (gene Dynlt3). Gene Ontology annotation, molecular function: dynein intermediate chain binding. The transcript is spliced from 5 exons. Gene Ontology annotation, cellular component: kinetochore; cytoplasm; cytoplasmic dynein complex. Gene Ontology annotation, biological process: microtubule-based movement. NCBI's taxonomy places the organism in Eukaryota, Metazoa, Chordata, Mammalia, Rodentia, Spalacidae. The record is from RefSeq and is a predicted model, not a curated record. Bases 111 to 461 code for a protein of 116 amino acids.